Molecule: messenger RNA, 459 nt
Organism: Astyanax mexicanus (Mexican tetra)
Lineage: Eukaryota; Metazoa; Chordata; Actinopteri; Characiformes; Acestrorhamphidae
Gene: rpl36a
Product: ribosomal protein L36A
Exons: 5
Coding region: 85-405 (106 amino acids)
Biological process (GO): translation
Cellular component (GO): ribosome; cytosolic large ribosomal subunit
Molecular function (GO): structural constituent of ribosome
Source: RefSeq, a predicted model, not a curated record
CACCGCCGAGCUCCGCCGCUCCGUGUGAUAAACCCGUGCAGCGCGCAUGCGCGUUCUCUUCGUUCCUGCGCUAGGAGGGCAGCCAUGGUGAACGUACCGAAAACCCGCAGGACAUACUGCAAGAAGUGCAAGAAGCACCAGCCUCAUAAAGUUACCCAGUACAAGAAGGGCAAAGACUCUCUUUAUGCCCAGGGUAAGAGGCGUUACGACAGAAAGCAGAGCGGUUACGGUGGACAAACAAAGCCUAUUUUCAGGAAAAAGGCCAAAACCACAAAGAAGAUCGUGCUGAGGCUGGAGUGUGUGGAGCCCAACUGCCGCUCUAAGAGGAUGCUGGCCAUUAAGAGAUGCAAACACUUUGAAUUGGGUGGAGACAAGAAGAGAAAGGGCCAGGUCAUCCAGUUCUAAGCUGGGCCAUGGACGCUUUUGUGCUAUUCCAUCAAUAAAAGUUGUAUACAGAAA